This is a messenger RNA of Daktulosphaira vitifoliae (grape phylloxera), 2828 nucleotides long. RefSeq lists its product as uncharacterized. Lineage: Eukaryota; Metazoa; Arthropoda; Insecta; Hemiptera; Phylloxeridae. Gene Ontology annotation, molecular function: zinc ion binding. The coding region runs from base 142 to 2244 and encodes 700 amino acids. The transcript has 13 exons. The record is from RefSeq and is a predicted model, not a curated record. Gene Ontology annotation, cellular component: nucleus.
UUGAUUCAUCACACCACGAUAUUUUUCUUUGUCGGCUAAAAUAUUUAUUUAUUUAAUUAUAAACUCCAAUGUAUUAUCAUGUGAUAUUACAUUCUGAAUGUAAAAAAUUAUUCUUGUAAUGUUGUAAUUUAAAUUCUUAAAAUGAGCGCCAUUACUUGUCGUAUAUGUGGUCGUGUUUUCGACGAUCCAUCAGACGUUAUUCACAUUUUUAGUGCUGCUGGAAAGAAAGAUAAUGUUGCCGCCAAAAUACUAUACACAUUGACUAUCAUGAUAACGGAGGAAGACCCUACUUCAAAACACAUCUGUAAAAUGUGCUAUGGCCAUAUUGAUUUUUUCACAAGAUUUUCUAAUACUUCUAGGGUUUAUAACAAUAUUUUGAUGAAUAAUUAUCUUAAAGAACCUUCAAAUGUUACUUAUAGAUAUGAGAUGGCUAGAUUUCUUAGCACACCUGUUGAGCUACUUUGUUAUAAACAAAAUUCUGAUAUAAGAAGUAUACAUGAAUCAUUUGUUAAUUAUAUGAAAUCACCAGUCCUUAAUGAGAUAAAUGUUUCACAACUUAAAGAACCUAUUUCUCAAAAUUUAAAUGAAAGUGCAAGUGUCAAUCAACCAAAUACAUCUAACAAGUCUGAUCAUUUUCUUCAAACUAGUAACCAAAAUGAAAAAGAAAACAAUAACACUUGUAUGAAUAAUAUCCAACCAAACCAAUCAGUGUCUAAUAUUUUAAUUCAACCCAGUAAUGUUAUUAAUCAAAGUUCAGUUCGUUGUAAUAGACAGACAAAUGUUUCAAAGCCUCAUAGUUCAAAUGAUUUUAUUCAACCUAAAAUUAUUGAUGAAGUUAUAUGCUUGGAUGACGAUGAUGGUGAUGCUGAAGAUGAUGACGUGCAAGUAAUUGAAAAUACAACUAAUGUAUUGUCAAACAAUACACAUAAAAAAAGAAAAUCUAAGGUUAUGUUAAAAAAUAAAUCCUUUUUUCCAAAAAAUAAUGUAAUAAAUAACACUCAUGCAAUUGCUUUAAAACAUUUAAUGCAAUUUAAAAGAAGGUUAGAAAAUGCUAGUAAAAAUACUUUUCAAUCAGAAAAAAAUAUUACACCAUUGUUAACUGGAAAUCAACAAAGUCCUAUUUCAGAACAAAUGGUUAUAACUCCUGAUAUCAAUUUACCUACUGUUGUCAAUACCUCUUCUUGUGAUUCACCAAACAAUGACUUCUACUCAGAUCAAGUUAAUGACAAUAAUUCUACUGAAUCUACUGUUUCACCAGAAACUGGAUUUCAUUUUUUAUUCAGAUCUGAUCAAACUGUAGAUUUAACUAAUUCAGAAAUUGCACCCAAAAAUAAAAGCCAAAAAGAAAAAUUAAAAAAUCAAGGCAAAGUUAUUAAAAAAUUUCAAAUGCCUAUGGUUUCUAUUCAAAAACCCGCAACUAAACUACCUCCACCAGUUGUUACUAAAAAUAUUUCAAAUGCAGUAACACAAUUUGUAUUCAAAUAUGUAUUCGAAAUAAUAAUUUUGAGUACACUUCACAUGACUUCUAUUGUUAAUGUAUCUAGAUCUAAAAGAAUACAAACAACAUCUACAACGUCUGAAUCUAAAAAAAUUAAAAAACCUACAGAACCCAAUAAUACUACCAAUCAGUUAACAGCAUGUGUUUCACUUAUUAAACUUGAGCUUCCUUUAUAUCAAUGUCCUAUUUGUGAAAAGUACUUUAGUUCCACUAAAAGUCGACAAUUACAUGAAAGUAAGAGCCACGUCUUACCACCUAUUGUACCCGAGAAGUCUGAUAAAUUAGACUUAACUUCUUGUGACAAUUCGUCGUCUACUAGUCAACAAGAAUUUCUCACUCAUCUCAACCUAGUAAAACGUGUAUCAACAAAUUUACCAGAACAUUUUGCAAAUCGUAAACAUUUGCAAAACGCUCUAAAAAUUUAUGGUAAUAUUCAAGGCAAAUAUAAAUGUCACUAUUGCAAGUAUAAAACAUCACGUUUGUAUACAUUAUGGGCUCACAUGUGUGUUAAUCAUAUUCAAUUUAAUACAGAUAUGAGGUCAAACUCUUUUUGUUUUGUUUGUAAUCGAACAUUUGGCAAACGAUUAAAAUUAUUAAAGCAUUUAGAUAGAUGUGUGGAAAGUCAUCUGGAAAUAGAAUCUUCAAAUAAUCCAUGUGAUGAAAUGCUAGCAUGUGAUUAUAGUGAUUCUGAAAUAAACUCGCUACCAGAACUUGAAGAAAAAUUAUGGUCUUUAGUAAAUGUAUAAAUGAAAGUGCUAGUAUUUUAUAUUUUUACACUUGGUUUUUGAUUGAUUGCGUUUAAAAUAUGUUAUUUGUUAUCUUUGUUUGUAAGAAAGUACAAGUGUUAUUUUUUUAUUUGAAAUAACUUAUUUUUUGUGCUCCAUGACUAUAAACUAUUACUGAACAUUGAACUCAUUUAAGUUUAAACUGUUGAACUAUUAAACAGAGAUUUUGUGUAUUGGUAUUUGAUUAAAAUGUUACUGAACUAAAACUAUGAAAAUUAAAAGUAAGAAAACACAAGUCUAUGUUAACUCUUUAUAAUUUUAAUGUAAAUUAUAUGUCACUAAACAUUGUUCAUUUGCUUUUAUAUUAUUAAAGAUAAUUUUGUUAUUCUGACAUAUUUACACUUUGUUUAUUUCAUUAUAUUAACCAUUUUUCAUUGUAAAAACUUCUAAUUAAUAUUAUGUUAAUUUUAAUUAGGGUUCAUCCUUACUAAGGCUGUGACAAACUUAAAAAAAAAAAGAAUACUAUCGAUAGGUUCAUCUGACUGAACUUUAAAUUAUUACUUAAUAAUGCUAUUUAUAUAAUAAAUAUUCACAAAACUUUAAAA